UAAUGGCAGAUGUAUUGCUAUCUAUUAUUUCAACUAGCCUAUCAAAAUUGUAAUGUGCAUUCUUUGUUGUCCAUAGUGGUUCAGUUACUACUCAUUUUUACAUAAUUGUGCUAGAACAUGUGAUAUAACAUCAAAAAGUAUCAGUUUUUUUAAUCUUUUUUAGUCUUUAAAGGCAUAGGAAGUACACUUUGGAAAGUUUUAUUCGUUUUAUUCAUGGCAUUUUGUGGAUUUGAACUUGUAAAUUGUGUACUUUGCAUAGUAGGAUGUGUCCAUUGUUUUGGAGCUCCCUUUUAGGUUUGAUUUUAUAUAAUUUAUCAAGGCAUAUUAAGGAGGCAGUACUUGGGUAGAUUCUUUCCAUAAAAUGGUCUUAGAACCUAGUUGUGAUUUUGAAGGGAAAAUAAGUGACAUUCUAGGGAAAAUGUUUAAACAUUGA
Paramecium pentaurelia is the source of this 433-nucleotide messenger RNA. The record is from the annotation of a GenBank genome assembly. NCBI's taxonomy places the organism in Eukaryota, Ciliophora, Oligohymenophorea, Peniculida, Parameciidae.